Molecule: messenger RNA, 2538 nt
Organism: Penicillium bovifimosum
Lineage: Eukaryota; Fungi; Ascomycota; Eurotiomycetes; Eurotiales; Aspergillaceae
Exons: 1
Coding region: 1-2538 (845 amino acids)
Source: RefSeq, a predicted model, not a curated record
AUGGAGUCAACUUGCCCGUCAAAACUAACGAUUCAGCAUGCUACUGAAAACCUUCUCCUGCUCCAGCGGAACCGUCAGGAUGGUCAACAAGAUGGUGUGAGCAAUGAUACUGCGAGUGAACCCACAACAAUCCUCGAUGCUACAUACACCUUCGAUGAUCCCACGACAAAGACAACGAGCCCUCUGGCUCUGCAGAAUUCAAACUUUGGCCCUGCAAGUACGCCAUGCUUACUUCUUUUGCAUGGUGCAGAUACCCUGGUUUUCGUUGAUCCUCCAGAGACAGUCCGAGCUAAGUUGCCGCCUCACAUCUCGAUAGUUCCUCAUCGUGUUCACAGCGAGAAACUAUUGGCCACAGGAUCAGCCUACUUUAAACGACUUUUUGAUCCUAAGAUUCAGACCCGGGUCAAGAAACGACGCGGUCUGACUGGCACACUUCCGGAUGGCGUCCAAUACGUCUUGGACCUCACACCUCCAAUGUUAGAUGAAGAUGCGCUGAUUUUUGUGACCCAACUUUCAUGUCCUAUGAGUAUCCGAGCAUGGGCCUUGCAGCAGAGUACAUGGAACUUGCCCUUGUCAUGUGUCGGAGGUCAAGAAGACAUGGAACCCUCCAACGUACGCCUGCCUACGACAUUACCUGACAUUGCAGCCGAUACCUAUAUCGGCCCUGAUGAAGAUUCCGGCAAUAAUCCAAGUGAGUGUUCAACUUGGUUGCAAGAUGCAGUCCCGCCUGGGAUAGAGGAGGAGCAACGCUUGCCUCUGGAAUACUCCGCCUCCCGUCAUUGCGAAGGGGUGGAGCAUAUCCUCCACGUCCUGGAAGGACUGAGUCCCAACUUAGCCACCCCUUGCAAGCUAUGGACUUUCUUUGCGCUUGCCCAAAUUUUCGACGUGGCUUCUGUACCAGCUAUCUGCGACCGUAUCGCCUCGUGGUUCUACGAGCUGAAUAAUGUGCGGUUCAUCGAGCUUCAUCCUGAUGUAACGUACAGAGUGGCCUGUGGGAUUAAAUCCUCCUCUCUCUGCCAAGAUGCUUUUGUCGAAUUGGUUGGUGAUGAAGCUCUGCUCUACCUCAUCCGGGCUACACCCUUCAAAGCAACUGCAUCUACGCAAAGUCUGGUGCAAAGUCGGAUGCGUGACAUCCUAGAUGACACCGAGGUACAACGCAUUGAGUAUGCUAGCAAGAGUUUUGGGGACUACGUUGUUCGUUGCUUCUUGCACCUGGCCGGGAGUGAAAUGCCCUGGUUGGCGGACAUCCCUGAGUUCCAAAAGCUCACUCGCCACCUCCAACAUUAUCCUGAAGAUCAAGAAUUUGUGUUAAAAUUCAUGUUGACACUGACGGACUUCAUUCGUGAUCGCAUCUACGGUGCUUUAUGCAGGGCAAGAGACACAAAUCGCUCUUUCCACGUGGAUCCGCAUCUGAGGAGACCCGAAAGUUUGUACCAGCGACACCCCUUUGAUAGAGAGAUAAUGCUCCAGCGACUGAUUGGGAAGGACUUCUGGACCUUGUUGAUAAAUCUGGACCUCUGGCGGACUGAACCGCCUCGCACAGAAUGUCAUUCUUCUAUAGCGGAUAUUGGUGAUGGCUCGUUGGUUUUCCUCGAUGAGACCGCAGCAAGCAUUCGUCAUGUGUCGGUUACUGAAUUUCGCCACAUGAGAUAUCAGUUCAACGAGCUUGUCCGGAUGAGAGCUCAAGAACUUCAAGAGAAGGAAGCCCUUGUCAUGCAGCUUGCAGGUAGGCAUGUCAUGAUGGAGGUGACUACUAGUCCGAAUGCUCCGCUGCCCCAAUCUUUCGAAAGCAGCUCUAAGAACGGUCCUUUCCUCAACCCCAUCCCAACGAUUCCGCCCAAAUCAACCCUACCGGCAAAUUUAAGUGCAAGAGAUUUCUUCAGCGACAGCGCUUUCAAGAUCGAAGUCCACUCUUUCAUAGAAAAAUACGCGCUCGAGAUGUUGCAGGUGCCUACCACAGCCACCAUUCGACACGAACUCACGGAUACACUAACCUGCCUCACAUACAAUGAAUUCCAAUACCUAUCUCUGUGGGCAGGUGGCAACGACGAUGGAACCGGUGGUGUUUUCACUGACUUGAACAUUCCCUCCAUGGAUGCCGACGGAUUCUCCGGCCCUGGGCCCGCCGUACAUACCGGCAGUUGCACAUCAACCAAUGAGUCUAUCACCGAGCUGGACCCAAGCGACUCCUGGGGCACCGUUCGCGGCGCAUCUCAUAAUGCGACAUACAGUCACGUCUCUGAUCUCAUGUCCGUGACCUCUACAGGCUCUGCCCGGGCCGAGAUAAUUUACGCAAACGAUCAGUCGGGAAUUUACAUGGGAGAAGCAGAUUAUGACGAUGAGAGCACUCUCGAUGUUGCUUUGGCUACCGGUGACGAGGAAUACGAGACACAGAGCAAUAGCACUGUGACCAUGGAUAGAGCCUCAUCUAUCUUGUCCUCCGCCGAUCCGGGCGACAUAGGUGCGGACCAGAUGGCUGAUGAUAGCGACGAUACCGAGUUUGAGGUUGUCGAUGCGCAUGACUACAUGUAUGCGUAG